AGGCCACCCGCGUCGGCUCGUGGAGUCUGUCUAAGGACUCGCAUUCCAUUCCAUUUCACUCCCUUUUUUUCUCUGCAGAAAGCGAUUCGAGUCAAGCGAUUCCCAUCAAAACCCUAAUUUUUUUUCUUUCUCUUUCAUCAAUCUCGUCAUCUUCAUCCAGGGGGCGUUAAUUGAAGGCACGAUGUGGGCGAUUGUGAGGCGAAAGGUUGCUUCUGGAAGCUCGGCUGCUUCGGUUUUAGGGCAGUCAUUGAGUAAGAUUCGACCUGCUGCUGCAUCUGUACCGCGAGGAUACACAACCACUGCAAAAGAGGCAAUACUUCUUGGAGGAGGAUCAAAAAUUGUACGGAAUGUUGGUCACUACAAGUAUCUGGGUUCUCUAGUUAGUUCAAAGCCUGUGAGAGAAGUUACAUCAUUUCUUCAAAUAGAUUCUCCAAUCCAAGUGCAGCAUAGGCCAUUUUCUUCAGAUAAAGGUGAUCUGGUGGAUGCUGUUGUGCCUUUUAUGGGUGAAUCUAUUAGCGAUGGCACUUUGGCAAAAUUCUUAAAGAAACCUGGUGACCAUGUAGAAGUUGAUGAGCCAAUUGCCCAAAUUGAGACUGAUAAGGUGACAAUUGAUGUUGCGAGUCCUGAAGCUGGUGUGGUCCAAAAGUUUGUAGCCAAAGAAGGUGAUGUCGUGGAGCCAGGUACCAAGAUAGCUGUGAUUUCAAAGUCUGGUGAAGGUGUAACACAUGUUGCUCCAUCAGAGAAGAUGCCUAGCAAGGCGUCUCCUGAGCCUUCUCCUACGGAAAAGGAGGCAGUGGAUAAGCCAAAGCCUAAAUCAGAAACUCCUCCUCCUAAGGAGAAGCCUAAAGCACCUGCACCACCACCUCCUAGACCUUCAGCUACAGAACCUGUGCUUCCUCCCAAGGAGAGGGAAAGAAGAGUUCCUAUGACAAGAUUAAGGAAACGUGUUGCAACACGUUUGAAAGAUUCUCAAAACACUUUUGCAAUGCUGACCACAUUCAAUGAAGUUGAUAUGACAAACUUAAUGAAGCUCCGUUCUGAUUAUAAAGAUGCUUUUCUUGAGAAGCAUGGAGUGAAGUUGGGGCUGAUGUCUGGAUUUAUUAAAGCUGCUGUUAGUGGGCUCCAGAAUCAGCCCAUCAUCAAUGCUGUUAUUGAUGGGGAUGACAUUAUUUAUAGAGAUUACAUUGAUAUCAGUAUUGCUGUUGGUACACCCAAGGGACUUGUCGUUCCAGUGAUCCGCAAUGCCGACGGAAUGAACUUUGCUGAUGUAGAGAAGGCGAUUAACACUCUUGCAAGGAAGGCAAAUGACGGCACCAUAUCUAUUGAUGAGAUGGCUGGUGGCUCAUUCACAAUAUCCAAUGGUGGUGUCUAUGGAAGCCUGUUGAGUACCCCAAUCAUCAACCCUCCCCAGUCAGCUAUCUUGGGAAUGCACUCGAUAGUGAACCGUCCAAUGGUUGUUGGGGGCAAUGUCGUCUCAAGGCCAAUGAUGUACAUUGCACUAACAUAUGACCACAGGCUGAUUGAUGGAAGAGAGGCAGUUUUCUUCCUGCGCCGUAUCAAAGACGUCGUGGAGGAUCCUCGGAGGCUACUUCUUGACAUAUAAAGACACCAGAAGCAGCAUUCUGAUUUCCUGUUUGUUGGUAUACUCAGUUUAACUGAAGCAGAAUAAACAUUUUAUGCCCUCGAAUUCAAAUUUAUGUAGGGUUACUUAGUUCACCCUAGCAACAAGUUCUUCAAUUGCGGCGCACCAUAAUUUCAGUUUGGUAUGUGAGAAUUUGUUAAAUCUACGCGUUUCCUGUUUCAACUUUCACAGGUUUUUCCCAGUUUGUUUUUGUCUGAAGGUGAGAGGGACCCUGGUUACUGCUGUGUUUACUCUUUCCUUUGCAACAUAAAAAUGUUUAUUGCCCGGCUCAAAAUUAUGGGCUGUAGCCUGUUUUUUAUAUAUUCAUGUCAACUUUAAGCUGUAUUUCGGCUGCCUGCUAUACACUGUUUGAGACCAGGAUAAAUUUUUAUUUUUCACUUUA
Vitis riparia (riverbank grape) is the source of this 2024-nucleotide messenger RNA. Its product is annotated as dihydrolipoyllysine-residue succinyltransferase component of 2-oxoglutarate dehydrogenase complex 1, mitochondrial-like. The transcript is spliced from 15 exons. The coding region runs from base 182 to 1603 and encodes 473 amino acids. Gene Ontology annotation, biological process: tricarboxylic acid cycle. Lineage: Eukaryota; Viridiplantae; Streptophyta; Magnoliopsida; Vitales; Vitaceae. The record is from RefSeq and is a predicted model, not a curated record. Gene Ontology annotation, molecular function: dihydrolipoyllysine-residue succinyltransferase activity. Gene Ontology annotation, cellular component: oxoglutarate dehydrogenase complex.